CUGUCACUUGUCGAAUGUGUCAAAUUCGCUGCAUCGCAAAAACACGACCUGGUGGUUAGCGGAGGCAAGUUUCCGCUGCUCAUAGUGCUUUCUUUUACCAUUUUUCACUUAUUUUCCUUGGAAAAUUGUAAUUUUUAUACGUUCAAGUCUAUCCUUGUGAUCAAUCGUGGUGAUGUGCACGCAGUGAUCCGGCUAUAGAAAUGAUAGAACACGAGCAAUCAACCACCAACAUCACGGAUAAUAAGGUUAUUGAUCACGAGGAGUUUCUCAAUCGCAUAAAAAAGACCCUUUACUAUGGAUCGCCUACGGUGAAGUGCACAAAGAUUAGCCGCCCGCUCGCUGACUAUGCUGCGGACAUUUUCUCCGAAUCACAUCGCGGCCAUUCGCUCAGCCGACUGAACUUUGUUACGGUGGGCAAUCUGACGGUGACGCCCUGUUCGCUCAUUCUGGCCAUGAUCUAUCUGGACCGGUUGAAUGUCGUUGAUCCGGCUUACGCGAGACGCAUUACCCCAUCAGAGCUAUUUAUAGUGUCAAUGAUGGUGUCGACAAAGUUCUACAGUGGUUACGAUGAGGACGUCUAUCUAAGUGCCUGGGCCGAUUCCGGAAGUAUGUCGGUUGAUCAUAUUAAAGAGCUGGAGCUCGAAUUUCUUGAUGCAAUAGGAUGGAGAGUGUACGUAUCAAACCACGAGUUUUUCGAAAAGCUCAAAUCAGUUGAGAAGGUGCUCGCCAAGCGACAGGGCUCGGCACGUGGUUGGCUGACGUAUACCGAGCUGAUCAACUUCCUCCCGACGAUGACACUGGCCAAGCAGAUCCUCAACUACAGCACCGUUAUUGCAUUGAGUUACACCGCUAGCGUUAUGACUAUCGCAGGGGCCUUCUUCAUAGCUAGUAACAUUAACGUACCUGGCAAUCUCCUGUUCCGUGGAACGGCUACUACACAGCAAACACAAAACUCCACCGUUAGCUCUACUGGCGACGGCUCCGGUUGUGCUGCUAGUGAUCCGUCCACCGCGAUGCAACAGCACAAUUGCACCAACGAAUGCCCAGUAGCGGUUUCGGAUCUCUCGGAAGAACAAUCUCUUCUACUAAAAGACUGCGAAUGCUCCCUGCAAAUGGCGAUCAACAGCGCUGAACUGUUAAAUCAUGCAACUUACUUCAAUGGAUCACAUUCAAAGUACAAGGCUGACAUCCAACCCCUUCCAGAGCUGCAUUUGGCUCCAGUUAUACGCAAAUAUGGCGCUACUGUCAGCUGGAAGAACUUCCGCUUUCUUUAUCCUCUGAACAAUGGAGGAAAUGACGAUGCUGAAAGCGGUGACGACGGAGAAGAUGGAAACGAGACUGAACCGCUAUCGUUGGGAAUCGACCAUGGCAACCGUAAUUGUACCUACGAUGAAUUCAUUCCACUUUUGGCCGCAUAUGGGACGAGCUCGCAGUGUGAUCUGGCGGAAGAACGCAGACAGCAAUCGGCGGGGCUUGUUUACGAGAGCUACAAACGAACAUUCGAAAUGUUUAGCUCUUUUCUGAAAUUUUUGUAAUCAACAAAAAUUCGUCGUUCAAAAAUGAGCAAACGUUAAUUAUGCGUUCUUAUUUCCCUCAUAAUCAAAACUUUUUAUGAUUUGUUUUUAUUAACAUUUCCAGUAAGAAAAAAUACUAACUCUAUACUAUCAAAUACCCCUAGUUAAGUUGCAUCGAAAAAAAAUCACUACUCUCCUCAAUACUGUUGUGGGCAACAAAUGAUAAAAAAAGUAUAUCAAAAGUACCUUUUUGUAACAAUUCCAUUUUUUUCGGUAUACAUUCAUUAUUAUUCUGAAUUAAAUUGAUACCGUUUCCAAUUAGUUUUACAUUUAUUUUGAAACAAAUUACGAAAACAUUGAAAACGAUUAAUUGCGCACCGUAAAUUAUUUUAUUUAAUAUUUGAAUUUCUAAUAAAAUAUUUAUGUUUUCUGCAA
This is a messenger RNA of Armigeres subalbatus, 1949 nucleotides long. RefSeq lists its product as uncharacterized. Bases 201 to 1535 code for a protein of 444 amino acids. Gene Ontology annotation, biological process: regulation of cyclin-dependent protein serine/threonine kinase activity. The transcript has 4 exons. NCBI's taxonomy places the organism in Eukaryota, Metazoa, Arthropoda, Insecta, Diptera, Culicidae. The record is from RefSeq and is a predicted model, not a curated record. Gene Ontology annotation, molecular function: protein kinase binding; cyclin-dependent protein serine/threonine kinase regulator activity. Gene Ontology annotation, cellular component: cyclin-dependent protein kinase holoenzyme complex; nucleus.